AGUGGGACCAAAAAAAAAGAUUUGUUUUUGUCAAAGUAAAGAGAAGAGUGACACGAACGAACAGAUAGAGCUGAACCAAGUAGCUGCCGCCGCCACGUUCAAACUUUCAUCUCUCUCUCUCUUUAGGUUUACCAUUCUUCUCACAUCGUCUCCAAUGGCGUCUUCCCUUCUCAGAAACCCUACACUCUCAUCAUCACCUUCUCUCCCCACCUUCUCCUCAACAAUCACCACCACCACACCUCUCUCGUUCCGCUUCCCACCAUCCCCCCACCACCACCACCGCCGCUCCUCCUCCGCCUCCCUCCGCCUCUCCUGCUCCAUCUCAGAUCCACCACCCCCUCUCCCCCGCGACGGCGAGCAGUCCCCCGGCGCCACGCUCACCUCCAAGGAGAAGCUCGACAUCGCGCGCCAGCUCGCGAAGCUCGGCGUCGACAUCAUCGAGGCCGGGUUCCCCGCCGCGUCCAAAGACGACUUCGAGGCGGUCAAGACCAUUUCCGAAACCGUCGGAAACGCGGUCGACGAGAACGGUUACGUCCCCGUCAUCUGCGGUCUCUCGAGGUGUAACAAGAAAGAUAUCCAGACGGCUUGGGAGGCUGUGAGAUACGCCAAACGGCCUAGGAUCCAUACGUUCAUCGCCACGAGUGAUAUUCACUUGGAGUAUAAGCUCAAGAAGAGUAGACAAGAAGUCAUCGAGAUCGCGAGGAGCAUGGUUAGGUUCGCUAGGAGCUUGGGGUGUGAUGACGUGGAGUUUAGUCCUGAAGAUGCAGGAAGGUCGGAAAGAGAGUUUUUGUAUGAGAUUCUUGGAGAAGUGAUAAAAGCUGGAGCGACGACGCUUAAUAUUCCUGAUACUGUUGGUAUCACUUUGCCUAGUGAGUUUGGUCAGUUGAUUGCUGAUUUAAAGGCUAAUACUCCUGGGAUCGAGAACGUUGUCAUCUCGACGCAUUGUCAGAAUGAUCUUGGACUCUCUACCGCCAACACUUUAUCUGGAGCACAUGCAGGUGCUAGGCAGGUUGAAGUGACGAUUAACGGAAUUGGUGAAAGAGCUGGAAACGCUUCACUGGAAGAGGUUGUGAUGGCCAUAAAAUGCCGUGGAGAUCAUGUGUUAGGAGGUCUGUUUACUGGAAUUGAUACUCGGCACAUUGUUAUGACAAGCAAGAUGGUGGAAGAUUACACUGGAAUGCAAACGCAGCCCCAUAAGGCUAUUGUAGGAGCGAAUGCUUUUGCUCAUGAAAGUGGUAUUCAUCAGGAUGGAAUGCUGAAACACAAGGGUACAUAUGAAAUUAUAUGCCCUGAAGAAAUUGGACUUGAGCGAUCAAAUGAUGCUGGCAUUGUUUUGGGGAAGCUUAGUGGGCGCCAUGCGUUGAAAGACCGUUUGACUGAGGUACACAUCAAUCUCAUCCAAACACACACUCGCUAUUACCAUCUUUUGUGGGAGGGAGACACUAAUGUCCUCUCACAUUUUCUACUUUUCCAGCUUGGUUAUGUAUUGGAUGAUGAACAGCUAAGCACCAUUUUCUGGCGCUUCAAAUCCGUGGCUGAGCAGAAAAAGAGAGUUACUGAUGCGGAUAUAAUAGCUUUGGUAUCUGACGAGGUGUUCCAGCCAGAAGCUUUAUGGAAACUCCUGGACAUUCAGAUAACUUGUGGAACUCUGGGGCUUUCAACAGCAACGGUGAAACUUGCUGAUGCUGAUGGCAAAGAGCAUUGCGCUUGUUCAAUGGGAACUGGCCCUGUUGAUUCAGCUUAUAAGGCAGUUGACCUUAUCGUCAAGGAACCGGCGACUCUGCUUGAGUACUCGAUGAAUGCAGUAACAGAAGGCAUUGAUGCCAUAGCAACUACACGAGUUCUUGUCCGUGGAAACAACACUUACACAUCUACAAACGCAAUAACUGGCGAAGAAGUUUUAAGGACCUUCAGUGGAACCGGAGCGGGAAUGGACAUUGUGGUGUCAAGCGUUAAGGCUUAUGUAGGAGCUCUUAACAAAAUGCUCGAUUUCAAAGAGAAGUCUCCGAAAAAAGUUCCUUCUCGAAACACCAAAGUCACUGCCUGAAUGAAAAUCUUUCUGUGAGAGACCAAAGUUAGUUUUCUUUCAAGGUAUAUAGUGUUUGGUAAUAACUGGAGUUCCAAGUUUGCAUGUCGUUUAUUUCAAAGAUUCUUGUCAAAAGAGUUUGUCUUCUAUAAAUCUUUGUUUAGAGUAAUCAUGCU
Molecule: messenger RNA, 2202 nt
Organism: Brassica oleracea var. oleracea
Lineage: Eukaryota; Viridiplantae; Streptophyta; Magnoliopsida; Brassicales; Brassicaceae
Product: 2-isopropylmalate synthase 1, chloroplastic-like
Exons: 11
Coding region: 155-2047 (630 amino acids)
Biological process (GO): L-leucine biosynthetic process
Cellular component (GO): chloroplast
Molecular function (GO): 2-isopropylmalate synthase activity
Source: RefSeq, a predicted model, not a curated record